AUGAAUGCCUAUGCAAAUCCCCCAUUGACAGACGGAGCGAUACGAACGUCAUUGUCUGAUGAUAAUGGGAGUUUUGAGGACGAAGAAUUUGAUGACACAGGAAUGGAAUUUGAGUCUCCAAGCAAAGACAUAGUUCAGCUGAAAUGUUCUACAGAUGAUCGGACUAAUGCAGAAUUGACCAAUGGGCCCGAAAUCAGCGAACGCAUCUCCUCUUUACCAAAAACUAGGGAGAGUCGUUUAAUGUUCCAGGCGAAGAGUAUGACAACACACAGACGUCAGCCUAUGAAUUCAUCCUCAAACAGUAAUUACUUCGGUUACUCGGACGAAGAGCAGAGAACCAUUAUUCGACAGAAUGAAUUGGUUUCUUCUCCGCGAGACAGACCUAAUGGGUUCGCCAUUAGGGGAAGGCAACCUUCUCAUUCACAUGUUUCACCUUCUUCGAGAUUGAAAUUUAACAACAUUUUGGACACUCUAGCAAGUUCUCCUAGCAAAAUAAAGAGCAACAAUAGAUUGGAGAAGCUGUCUUGGAACACUGAAAGGAUGCCGAAUAGUGAAAUUGAAGGUGGACGUGAUACGAGUCCACAAAAAGCUUCACAUGAAUUGAUCGCCACAAAAUGGAACACGUCAGUAGAUCUGCCAUAUCGUGUAAAAGUCCAGCCUACAAGGCUGAUAAUCAAUGAUGAAAUAUCAAGAGAUAGUAUUAUUGAGAAAGUUAACCUUACGUUGGAUUCUCUCAGCACUUCAAUUAGAAAAACGAAGACGAUUAACCCUGAUAUUACUUCUACGCCCAAAUCAAAUUCUAAGGAUAUUAAGCUGGCCGCCCCAUCGAACAGUUUACAAUCUGAAUUUGUCGACCAUUUCUUGAGGAGUCCAGAACCCACGUUGUUCAAGUCUAAUUCCGGAAAAAACCAUGAAUUCGAAUCAAAUACUUGCGGAAGCGGUACAUGGCCCAGUGAUAAAUGGUUGAAGUUGCGAAAGAUAGUAAAACUGAGGUCAAUUACAAGACUGGAAGCUAUUGGAAGUACUUUUCUUCUUCAGGAGCUUGAUUGUUCAAAAAAAGAACUUACAUUAAGGUAUGACUUCUUGCAACAGCUUCCGAAAAAGAAAUCCCGAAGUAAAAGAAUGAGUAGAGUAGAAAAGGAGACUCUUUACAAAUAG
Messenger RNA from Scheffersomyces stipitis CBS 6054, 1158 nucleotides. RefSeq lists its product as uncharacterized. NCBI's taxonomy places the organism in Eukaryota, Fungi, Ascomycota, Pichiomycetes, Serinales, Debaryomycetaceae. The transcript has a single exon. Bases 1 to 1158 code for a protein of 385 amino acids. The record is from RefSeq and is a predicted model, not a curated record.